UCGAUUCAAAACACCUUCUCUCUCUCAUUUGUCCAAUCAUCUGUCUCUUGAAAUGUCAACCAAAUUCUGGUAAUUUGUUUAACUCUAAACCGUACUCUUUAACAGAGUUUUAAUUUUUUCACAUAUAAAUAACGAUGACUCCCCAGGACUGAGAGCUCUCAGCCAAAGAUAAGCGGGGGAAAAAACUUAGAAUUUAUUACUAUGGCAGAAGAAUUUCAAGCUGGAAUUUGUGGAGAGACAUGGUGGAAUUCCUCGAAAACCAUGUUUGCAGGGUGUUCUUAUCCGUGUCCUACGGGGAUUGCUGCUGACAUGGGAAGCUUCGGAUGGGGUGCUGAUAUGGCGGAUAUGAAGGCGAGGUGUUCCUAUGAGGAGUCUGAAGAUAGCUUAGCUUUCCAGGUGGGAGCUCAACAAGGUGAUUCAGAUAGUUGUGGCACCAGUAUUUUACUUGAUUCUACCUUACAAAUGAUGGGUUUCGGCUUUUCGUCAUCGACAACCUCGGACUGGAACCAGUCUUUGAUUCGGAGUAAUGAAAGAAGUGAAGGUUACAAUUCAAUUCUUCAGGAAGGUAUGGAUUCUUCUGAAACCCAAAAGGAUCGGAGUCCAAUGAGCUAUGCAAGCCGCGGGGAAGAUUCCUGCGUUACCGCUUUCAAGCCUAUCAAUCAAGAUUUCUCGUUGGAGCAGCAGAGAUUGAAUUCAGUAACUAGCUCCGGUAACAGAAAUGCCACCUGCCAGUUUCCGAUGGAUUAUUGGUACACAUCGACACUGUUACAAACUUUGUUUCAAUCUGAUCCUCAAUCCCAACAACAAUCACUUUUCAACAACAACCGGUCAAUCAACUAUAUGUCGGCAGCAGCCACUUACGGGGCAAACAGCGCUACUGAAUCAUUACCUUCUUGGCCAAAACUAGCACCUUUAUUAAGGUCAUCAUUGCCAAAACAGCUGCCCAAGAGUAACUUGCACUUCAACAACAACAACGAGUCCUUUUGGAACGCUUCCGCCACUGGUGUAAACGACGUCAAAGCCGGCUUUUUACCCUCCCGACUGCAAUCCGAGUUUCUUUUACAAACAUUUGAGGAAAAACCUUACUGUCCCGGCCUAACGAAAAAGACUAAUACAGAAGAAGCUCGGAACUCGGCGUCAACGAUGAAGAACGGAUUAAGCAGUGAGACUCCAUUAUUGAAGAGGCCAAGGAUUGAAACGCCAUCGCCAUUACCAGCUUUUAAGGUUCGGAAAGAGAAGCUUGGGGACCGAAUCACUGCGCUCCAGCAAUUGGUUUCACCUUUCGGAAAGACCGAUACUGCAUCUGUUCUUCAAGAAGCUACGGAAUACAUCAAGUUCCUCCACGAACAAGUCAAUGUUCUAAGUACUCCAUAUACGAAACAAGCAGCAGCUUCCAUAAAACAACAACAGAGUACUGAAAGUCCGGAACGAGAUCUAAGGAGCCUUGGGCUUUGUUUGGUGCCGAUCUCCAGCACAUUCCCGGUUGAUAAUGUUGAUUUUUGGACGCCAACAUUUGGUGGGACUUUCAGGUAGGGAAUAGAAGACAAUUAAAUAAAAAGCUAAAAGGAGUUUGUACAACAACUAUACUGCGGUAGAUUAAGUACCAGACCCCAGUCCUGCCAAUAUCCAUAAAGUGGAAAAAAGAAGAAAAGAUAAUGGGAAACUUAGAAGGCUGGCUGGCUACUGUAUCAGAUAUCAGUCUUGAUAAAAAGCUAAAGAAAACAAAGAAAAAAAGUGAGAAGAAAAGGAAGUGACUAUUCAUUAUUCAAAGAUGGACAAAGAGAGAACGGUGUGCUGAACUGCUGGCAAAUGAUUAGGAAGCAAACCCUUUGAAGGAUUAAAAAAAGAUUAGAUAAGAUAACCAUUGUAUAGUUUUUUGUGUGCAAUAAUCCAAGUAUUAAUUAAAUAUAUAGUUGAAAGUAA
This is a messenger RNA of Hibiscus syriacus, 1923 nucleotides long. Its product is annotated as transcription factor bHLH112-like. The record is from RefSeq and is a predicted model, not a curated record. The transcript has 7 exons. Gene Ontology annotation, cellular component: nucleus. Gene Ontology annotation, biological process: regulation of transcription by RNA polymerase II. Gene Ontology annotation, molecular function: DNA-binding transcription factor activity, RNA polymerase II-specific; RNA polymerase II cis-regulatory region sequence-specific DNA binding; protein dimerization activity. Lineage: Eukaryota; Viridiplantae; Streptophyta; Magnoliopsida; Malvales; Malvaceae. Bases 202 to 1533 code for a protein of 443 amino acids.